This is a messenger RNA of Naegleria fowleri, 1542 nucleotides long. RefSeq lists its product as uncharacterized. Gene Ontology annotation, biological process: microtubule depolymerization. Lineage: Eukaryota; Heterolobosea; Eutetramitea; Acrasida; Naegleriidae. The transcript has 2 exons. Gene Ontology annotation, molecular function: microtubule binding. The coding region runs from base 1 to 1542 and encodes 513 amino acids. The record is from RefSeq and is a predicted model, not a curated record. Gene Ontology annotation, cellular component: katanin complex.
AUGUUUGGAUCGGAAUCGAAAGGCCGAGCUAUCAAUCUUCGUAAUUUCUCAGCCCACAAGAAACAAGUAUUGUGUUCAAAAAUAGGGCGUAAAUCAGGUCAAAUAGUUGCAACUGGAGGAGAAGAUGCUCUGGUAAAAUUAUGGCAUGUAGCGAAUGAUGACCCUUUGAUGUCCCUAGCUGGACAUAAAAGUCCGAUCACGUGUUUGACCUUCAAUAGCACGGAGGAUGUUGUUAUUGCUGGUUCCGAGAGUGGAUCUAUUCGAUUAUGGGACUUAAACUCUGAACAGCCAACAUCAUCAAAAACUUUUCAAGGUGGACAUCGUUCAGCGGUCACUUGCGUGGACUUUCACCCUUUUGCAUCCGAAUACUUUGCUACUGGAUCUCUUGACACAAAUGUAAAAGUGUGGGAUUCAAGAGUUAAAAAGGAUGUGCAGUCACAUAGAGGAGAAUCAGAAAAUUAUAAGGAGCCCAUUUCAUCAUUAAGAUUUACACCAGAUGGAAAGUGGAUUGUUGCCGGUGGAGAAGAUGGAACCAUUAAGAUUUACGAUAUUACGACUGGUAAAAAGUUUGGUCAAAUUCAAAGUCACAGAUCUACCGUUACCACCAUUGAUUUCCAUCCCUCUGAAUUUUACUUAGCCACAGGAAGUGCAGAUAGAACAGUUCAAGUUCUAAGCUUGGAGGACUCGAUUGAGGUUGUUUCAAAGUCUGACAUUUUCCCAUCCGGUGUAAAAUCAGUGCAAUUUAGUCCUGAGGAUGGUUCAGUGCUUUUAUCGAUAUGCGAUGAAGGAAUGAAGGUGCAUGCUUGGAACUCGGCAAAUAUGCGUUGCAUAGAUACCAUUGAUGCUAAAUGGGGUGACAUUAAUGAUGUCAAUCUUCAUCAAGGUCUUAAUCAAAUAUUUGCUGUUAGCGCCAAUCCAACGGUGACUGGAUAUGUGGGUAUUUGGGUGAUACCUGUUGACUCUGUGAGGCCAUGGUAUAAUGGUCAAGACGAUAAAAAGAUGCAUUUCUCGCCUCAACUGACAAAAGAAAUGGUGAAUGAGACUCUAAAUAGCUCAACUGAGGACGUUUUAAAUGAAAUCAGAAAUAGGAAGCCUGUGAGUGUAGCUACUACAACAACAACCCGAGGAGAAGUGAUUACAGUGACCAAGGUUUCUGGAGAAAGAAGAACACCUGCGUUGGGUGUCCCUCAAACGCCAUCAAGUGAGGUAAUAGUAUCAUCGAAAAGAAAGGAACCAGCUAAUAUUGAUAUUGAUUCGUUCGUUCCAGAAAAUUAUGAGGAACACAUAUCAACUGCACUCAAAGCAUCCAUGUUGUUGUAUUCAAGUUUCUCAGGAAUGAUUGAAGAAAAUUUACAACUAUUUAAUAGCAAUUCAAAUCUUGCACAAAUGGAUAUUAAUGCAGAGGCAAGAAUUUCGAAAUGUCAAGCAUGCAAAAGAGGUUUCGGAGAGGUGAAACGAAUUAUAAUAGAAAGAGCAGCCGAUUUCUCACAAAUGACAGAUCUUGCUUUGCUAUCGAGGAGAGUUGUAAAGACAAUCAAGUAA